AGGAAAGUUGCAAACCCAGAACUCACCAGAGCCGACAGAAACAGGGAGGACGACAGUGAUGGCGGAGGGGAUAGCGCAAGUGAAAGAGAUGAUGGUGGGUGAGAGGGGAUAGCUGUCGCUGGUCUUAGAUUUCACCGAUAGGAGAUCAGGCUUCUUCCGUCAAGGGCGUGUCCAAGCAGGGCGAAGGGCUCAAGCAAUAUUACCAGCAACACAUCCACGAGCUCCAGCUCUUGGUUCGGCAGAAGAGUCACAAUCUCAAUCGUCUCGAAGCGCAACGGAAUGAGCUCAAUUCUAGAGGUGACUGCUCCGAUCUCGUAACUUUUUCUCGUUUCUUCUAGCCCUAAUUUUGUCUCCCGUGUAUCAUCGAGUCGCCUGUUAAAUUCAUUAGACCUCGAAUCGAAUGCUGGAGUGGGUUCGACAACGAUGGCGGAACGGGUGCGAUCCAGUGGGUCGGAGCUCGGAGGGGAUAACGAUGGCGGCGAUGGCCGUGGCGCCGGCGAAUCAACUGCGUUUCGAAUCGAAUGCUGGAGUGGGUUUCAACAACGAUGGCGGAGCGGGUGCGAUCUAGUGGGUCGGAGCUCGGAGGGGAUAACGAUGGCGGCGAUGACCGUGGCGCCGACGGCGGUGGCCGGCGGAGGGGAUAACUGAGACAGCUCGGAAGAAAAGAAGUCUCGAGUC
Messenger RNA from Linum trigynum, 678 nucleotides. The record is from the annotation of a GenBank genome assembly. Lineage: Eukaryota; Viridiplantae; Streptophyta; Magnoliopsida; Malpighiales; Linaceae.